This is a messenger RNA of Trachymyrmex septentrionalis, 1194 nucleotides long. RefSeq names its product aminopeptidase N-like. The record is from RefSeq and is a predicted model, not a curated record. Gene Ontology annotation, biological process: proteolysis; peptide catabolic process. NCBI's taxonomy places the organism in Eukaryota, Metazoa, Arthropoda, Insecta, Hymenoptera, Formicidae. The transcript has 8 exons. The coding region runs from base 1 to 1194 and encodes 397 amino acids. Gene Ontology annotation, cellular component: cytoplasm. Gene Ontology annotation, molecular function: metalloaminopeptidase activity; zinc ion binding; peptide binding.
AUGGAUCAUGUUGCAAUUCCAAAUUUUGCACAAGAUGGCACAUCGAAAUGGGGGCUCAUCUUUCACACGGAAGCUGAUCUCAUUUAUGAUGAGAAAUUAGAUCCAGUUAUGCGCAAAAUGGAAGUCGCACGUUUAAUAGCAUCUAAAAUAGCAUAUCAAUGGUUCAGUAACGCACUCAGUUCAGCUUGGUGGUCUCAUUUUUUACACGUCGCUUUUGCUAAUAUAUUCGGAGAAGAAGCUGUUGCUAAGAACUUCAAUAAUUCUGAAAUUUUGGAUCUCUUUAUAAUUCAGAAUCAAUACGAAUCUCUUCAUAUGGAUUCUUUUAAUGAAAAUCCUGUGGAAAUUACAAACUCGGACAUUAAUUCACUCUUCAGUUUUCCUCGCUACAUGAAAGCUGGACAUUAUGGGAGUAUAAGUGUCAUCAAUCGUGCUAAAAUCAUUGAUGAUGCGUUUUAUUUGAUGAUGAAUCGUCAGCUCAACGUAUCUGUAUUUUGGAAUCUCACGCAAUUCUUAUCGCAAGAGACAAAUUUUUUUGUAUGGUAUCCAAUGAUUAAAGUGCUUGAAUAUAUGUCGAUUACAAUUCCACUUUCCAAAGAAGAAAUUAAGUUCAUCGAUAUUAUGAACAAAUUUAGAAAAUUGUUGGAAGAGCCACUAAAGAAAUUAGGAUAUGAAGAACAUCUGAUGGAAAAUGACUUUAUUAAAUGUUUAAGACAAGAAAUUGCGAAAUGGGCAUGUAUUCUCCAAUACGAUGAGUGUCAACAAUCAGCUCUUCGUAAAUUAGAACAACAUCUAGAAAAACCAGAAAAAAACCCCCUUUUGCCAUGGUGGAAGCACUGGACAUAUUGCAACGGUUUAGCAACAACUGAUUUUUUUACGUGGCAACAUCUAGCAGAUGUAUGGUUCAAAGAACGUAAUCUUAUACCAUUCUUAACUUGUUUUAAUUAUGGUACUUUAUUAUUAUCGGAGCUAUUCAAACAAGAUGGAGAACAAAAUAUGCGAUUAUAUAUAGACAUUUUGCAUUCAAUUAUUAUGAAACAUUCUAACUCUUAUACAUACGAAAUACUCGACGGAAUAUUUACACGUUUGGAGAUAACAAAACCUAAACAAAUCAACAUAUUAACAGUACUAGUUGAUAUCAUUAAUCAUGUAUACACUUACAACAAUCUGAGGAAGUCAGACUUCACCAAUGUAUGA